AUGACGGAGAGGCCAUUCAUCAAGGAGAAAGUGGCCAGCUUGUUCGUGGAGGUAGUAAAGCGCGAGUGGCCCGGUACUUGGGACGAUAUGGAUGUGUUCCUGAGACAGAUGUUCUACAAAGACGAGACAACCAGGGAGAUGUCGUUGUUCAUUUUGAGGUCGCUUUGUGAAGACGUGUGCAUCUACGACGACCCCGUUGCUGGACUAAGAAAGAAGGAUCUGAGGGCAGGAUUGCUGGUCAUUAUGUCAAGUGAGGCGAUCCUCCGUGAGCACUACCCUGACGGCGUCAAAGGACACAAAGACGAAGUGACCCUCAUGGUGGGCGAACAAGGCAACGAUGGCUGGCUGAAUCGGCUUUCUGUUCUACUCCAGGAGCUCUUACCUAGAUGUCAGACGGAAGCCAAAACACCUGCGGACGAAAAAAUCGCCGUCGCCGCUUUGAGGACGCUGUCGGCCACAUUGGACUGGGUUAUUAGUUCGUCUGUUUCCUCCACCUCUGUAGUCCCUUUGAUCUGUCAAGCUACCUUGUCGCCUUCUGAGAAAAUCCGCUUAGCCGGUGCAGAGUGCUAUGAUGUCCUGUCGAGCAGGAAUUUGUCAGAGCAUGAACGCGAAAAGAUGAUCUGGCCAUUGCUGGACGACGGCGGAAUCGAUCUCAUCUCCAAGGCGUACCUGACACAUUCGAACCAAGCCUUACAGGGUGACUCGUACUUGUUUCUCCAGAAGAUGGUGCAGGUCAGGAGAGCUAUCACACAUGCCACCGUUAACCUCGGGGAGCAACAACUGUGCGCCAAGCGAAACGCUCGCGUGCCAAAGGAACUGACAAAAUUCCUACAACUGUUAUAUGCAAUGGCCUCUCACCCUUCGGUCAACCUCUCUUCGUUUGUUUCUUUUUUCUGGACAACGCUGCUUCGUCACGACACCUUCUCCAAGGAGCCUACUGUUCAUGCGUUCAUUCCACCCCUCCUAGAACUCUACUCUGGCGUUCUUGCAAAGGAUUUUGAGUACAGGAGAGAAUCAGAUCCAGCCUAUGCGCACUUUGUCGCCCAAGACUUUGAAUCCCCCUCCGACUUUCGUACCAAAGUUGGCAGCAUCUUUCAAAAGGCUGUCGAUGUCAUCCACCUUGGUGUGCCGAUCGUACCCCUACCCGCUUUUGUUUGGGUAGCCAACAAGGUCUCGGACGCAUUGAAAAUCGAGUUUCCAGCUUCCACGAAUGUCAAGAAUACGAUUCAGUUCCAGACAUUCGACGGUGUACUCACCUUGAUGGAGGUUGCUAUAUCUAGUCUUACCGAUAUUAUCAACGACAACGCCAACCCACAGUCUGCAGAGAUUCUAGCGGCUAUGAACGCUCUCCUAGGGUUGCUCAUUGAGUACGAUGGCAAGUGUCCAGCAGCAUUGGAGAGGAUUGCCGCAUCUCUGUCGUCCUACACCGAUAUGUUCAAGUUGAACUCCACUCUUUUAUUCCGUUGCCUGGACAAGCUCUUCAAAUCCGUCGAGUAUCCAGUGUCAAGCAAAGGAUAUCUGGAAGUCCGCGAGUUGCGCCAUCGUUCUGGAAUUACCUUGGUCAAGAUUGGCAAGGCCAUUCCCAACACACUCUUCCCGAUCUAUGGAGAAAUCGACGCAGCAAUCCAGCGUUUGAUUCAACAGGGCGCCAUCUCCGGGGGAGAGAAGAAGACGCUUCUCAGUUUCCAGCUUGUCAUUGGAUUUAAUGCUGGCAUGGCCUUGGAACGCAGCACCAUUUUCGAAAAAGUGGUUGGUCCAGUGGCUCUCGGUUUCCAGUCGGCAGAACUAGAGGAUAUUCUUUCUGAUCCUGCCAAGUUUAUGGCAUUCAUUGGAGCAAUGGAGCUGUCGGAAGCAUCGAGCAAGAAUCUUCAGGGACAAGAGGUCGGGCAGCUGGGGACAGCCAUUGCUCAACGCCGCGCAUUGUUGUCAUGGUCUGUCGAUGCGCUUGUGACAUUUAUGAGAGAGACAAUGGAUUCAAAGGAGAGCACCAGGAAAGAACUCUGGGCUGCGUAUUUAGGGCCAAUGUUGCCUAACCUACUCUCCACCAUCCGCUGCCUGAACGCAAUAUGCGACGAGCAAGCUUGGGCUGGACUUUCUCCUGAGAUGAACCGUGUGCUGGUGUUGUCUCCGGAGGAGAAGGAAUUCAUGGUGACAGGGAAAGCUCCAAGAUCCACUUCAGGAGAGUCGGCACUGACUGUGAUCAAACUUAUUGCCGAUCUCAAGACAUGGCUCUCGGUCCUACGCGAUCACUGCUACAAGUUCUUGGCUCAGCUCACUACCCUUGGCGCCGCGUUUUACUCGAUUCCUUCUCUUCAGACGAUUCUCGAGCAGUCCCUCUUUGAGCAUGUCGAGAAUCUCACUAACCGACAACUGCGGCUGCUUAUUAAUUCUGCGGUACUACCCAUUGUGAUCAACUGCCCGGCAGAGUACAUGGAUUCAACGCUUUCGCAUUUGUUGGUAGUGCUUUUCCCAUACCUUGACCAACGACUUGAACGAGACUGGAAGGCGGCUGCUGCUGACGGACUGGUUAUGGACGAGCAAGAUGAUCCAGAGGACUUGGAUGUAUCUGACGAGAUCGUCAAGGAGAUGAUGCUCAGGGACUUGACGUACUAUGUGGCCAACUUUCUCUUUGCCGUCCUUGAUUUUGGACGUCAAAAGGGCGCCGGCGCAUCUGGCACGCUCAAGGAGUUGACACCCCUUGCCUUGUACAUCCUGUCCAACAAUGCCAUCGCUCAGUCCGUGAUCCCUCUUUUCUGUCGAAUCAUCACCUACAAGGACACCAAGAGCUGUACUCGCUCUGCAGAGACAGCGUUAUGUGUCUUGGGUGCUCUUGUGCAGUCGUAUCCAAGGACGCAGACCAUCAUCGGUGACUUUGCGACCAUGGUCCUUCAAGCUGCCUUGGAGGCCCUCCACGACCCAUACCAUCAAGAAGGACAAGAGAAGCUGAUUUUGCUUAUCACGGAAGUGUACGUCGAGGUGCGAGCCUUUAAUGAGGCACCCAAGGCCGUCUUUCAGCGAGCAUCGGGUGCCGACGCUUCCAGACUUGAGGCAUUUGAGCAAGAACUGUCUAUGACUACGAACAAAACCAAGAAGCAUGCUCUUGUCCGCAACUUUCUGCAAGGCAUCAUCGGGGUCGCCAAGUCGGAAUGGUUCAAGCAAAAGGAGCAAGGCGAUAAGCCAGUGCCAGUUCGAACCAUUGCAGGAUCGUACGAGCGUCCCUCGCAAAACGUUAUGGACUCUGAGCAGUACGAGGAUAUUGGCGAUGGGCUGGCGUCUCUGUUUGACGAAUGA
Molecule: messenger RNA, 3291 nt
Organism: Linnemannia hyalina
Lineage: Eukaryota; Fungi; Mortierellomycota; Mortierellomycetes; Mortierellales; Mortierellaceae
Source: the annotation of a GenBank genome assembly